ACCCUUCCCCCCCCCCCUUCUCCACCGUCCCAAAGUUAUCCCACGGCUCCCGGCCAGACCGCGACUUGCGCUGCUUCCAUGUCACUCGAUGAAUCGCAUCGUCUGUCCUCCUCGUUUCCGUCCUGCUGGCUGCUAGUGAGAAAGAUUAUGGGCGAUCGUGGUGGUGCAGGGAGACUGGAUGCGAGCGUAUGGAGCGGUGGUGACGAGAACCGUGUCAACAUGGACUCUCUGGCUGUCAUCCAUGGCUCAUGUCCACCACAUUGCUCUCCCAACAGUGUCGCUCGAGGAAUACGAGUCCAGGAAGCGGCAGUCGCGAGCUGGAGGAGGAGAAUCGCUUUUGAAAAGUCCCCUUUCGCAUUGUCUGGGUCUCAGGAACCCGACGGAUAUCCUGUCCCGCCGCGUGUCGGGGACGCAUCGUCUUCCACAGCAACAAUCAAAUACUAACUCGCGCACGCGUAGAAAUUUCAUUCACAAUGGGUUCGAGCCACGAAGAUGCCGUCUAUCUCGCCAAGCUCGCCGAGCAGGCUGAGCGCUACGAAGAGAUGGUGGAGAACAUGAAGGUCGUCGCCUCUUCUGACCAGGAGCUCUCCGUCGAGGAGCGGAAUCUGCUCUCUGUCGCCUACAAGAACGUCAUUGGUGCUCGCCGUGCCUCGUGGAGAAUCGUCACCUCGAUCGAGCAGAAGGAGGAGUCCAAGGGCAACGAGGCCCAGGUUACUCUCAUCAAGGAGUACCGCCAGAAGAUCGAGGCUGAGCUCGCCAAGAUCUGCGAGGACAUCCUCGAGGUCCUGGACAAGCACCUCAUCCCCUCUGCCCAGACUGGCGAGUCCAAGGUCUUCUACCACAAGAUGAAGGGUGACUACCACCGUUACCUCGCUGAGUUCGCCGUUGGUGAGCGCCGCAAGGCUUCCGCCGAUGCCUCCCUCGAGGCCUACAAGGCCGCCACCGAGGUCGCUCAGACCGACCUGGCUCCUACCCACCCCAUCCGUCUGGGUCUGGCCCUGAACUUCUCCGUCUUCUACUACGAGAUCCUCAACUCCCCCGACCAGGCUUGCCACCUGGCCAAGCUUGCUUUCGAUGACGCCAUUGCUGAGCUCGACACCCUGAGCGAGGAGAGCUACAAGGACUCCACCCUCAUCAUGCAGCUUCUCAGAGAUAACCUGACUCUGUGGACCUCGUCCGAAGCUGAGCCCGCUCCCGAGUCCAGCGCCGCCGCCCCGGCCGAGAAAAAGGAGGAGGCUCCCGCCGCCGAGGGCGAGAAGCCCGCUGAGUAAAUUGGAGGCACCUUUGGAACCGCGUCAUACGGCGGACGAGAGAUCGAGAGGAGAGGAGGCUGCUGCUAGCGCAUGGAACGAGAGCAAUGAGAAAAAGAAAAAGAAGAGGCCUGUUCGGUGGUCCUCUCAAAGAGCCGCAGGAAUUGGGCUUCUGUUUUCCAUUCUCCUUUAAACCCCUUUCUGAAGCAUAUUUUCUUCCUAAUGCGCACCAGGCCUUGCUGGUACUCCUGUUCCCCGACUCUGGAUCCUCAGUUUUUUUACCCCCUUUUUUGCCCCAGCGUCCAAGAUUUAAUUUAUUUUCUGAUUGCCUCGCCUGCCCCCCAUAUUCAGCCCCCCCUAAAACCCCAGACGCUCUAGUCUCGAUCUCCUUUUUUGAACCCUUUGUGGUGUUAUCCUCUGCGGCUCUAAACUUGCCGUGAGGUUUUAGAUGUCAGGCAGCAGUGACUACAACAAACUAAACAUAUUACAUUCGAAUACUCUAGA
Paecilomyces variotii is the source of this 1754-nucleotide messenger RNA. Its product is annotated as putative 14-3-3 family protein ArtA. The transcript has 5 exons. Gene Ontology annotation, biological process: signal transduction. Gene Ontology annotation, cellular component: cytoplasm. NCBI's taxonomy places the organism in Eukaryota, Fungi, Ascomycota, Eurotiomycetes, Eurotiales, Thermoascaceae. The record is from RefSeq and is a predicted model, not a curated record. The coding region runs from base 474 to 1271 and encodes 265 amino acids.